AUGUCUGCUGAGGAUCGACGGAUACGGAAACUCACACCCAAAGGCCUCGUCAUGUUCAACGAACAGUGUGAAAAGCUGAAAAAGGAGGCGGUCAACUUGUUAAAUGAAUUAGAAGUUUUAAUGAACAAAUGUUUUUCAAUUGUAAAAAGAACAAGUGAUGAGUUGAAGGAAACCAAAUUUGAACUCCUUGAAACACUAAGUCAUGUGUCGUCUAAUGUAUCAAGUUUUCAAAGAGCUAAAGCGCAAGCUGAAAGGGCGAAACUAGAGCUCAUCAAGAGAGAAGGUGAGCUUUUAAAACAAAAAACUGAUAUCAAAGCAAAAAUUAGUAUCGUCGGACAGGAGAAAGAAAUCAUCUCAGCAGAAGCGGACUUCACAGAAGAAGAAAAGAUUGAUCUUCCGAUCUACUCAAGGGAACAGAUGACGAGUGCGUUUAUCCUCAAACACGACCAUAACCUAUCAAAUACCGAGGAUGGCCACAUUCAACAAAAUCAACCAUAUUUUGAACAGAAUCCACCAAUCAGUGUUCAACAUCCAGAGGCGGAUAACCGACAUCCGGGAUAUCUAAAUGCAGUUAAUCAAGCGAUGCACAUUGAUCGUCGUUCUUCAAACCCCGAAUCCCCUACACCAGUCUCAACAGCGAAAACUGCCCUAAGCAAUGGCGGGGAGUAUGAAGAAGGAAAACAUGGGAGUCGUUCUUGCGGGAAGAUCGUUUUAGUGGACGUGUUUUGUCAAUCAAAUCCUGCGAUAGUUAUCCGUGUUUAUGCGACAAUCAAUGACCAGAGCAACCGGACGCUGGUGUCCCCUUAUUUGAUAGAUCGACUCGGAGUUACAGGAGAAUGUAAACCCUACACUCUUACGUCAUGCUCUGGUGUUACGACAGUCGCUGGACGCCGUGUGAACGGAUUUUGUGUCAAAGCCUUGGAUGGUACAACUACAUUCAACUUACCGGAAGUCAUUGAAUGUGAUUCUUUUCCUAGUGAGCAUCUUGAAAUACCUACUCCCAAAGUCGCUCAAUCACAACCGCAUCUACAAUGCAUUGCACCUUUCAUACCACCCCUAGAUCGCAAUGUGAAUGUUGAACUGCUCAUAGGACGUGACUUACCCGAUGUACAUCAUGUGGGCGACCAAAUUACUGGCAGCCAAGGUCAACCCUUUGCUCAACGUCUUCCACUAUGGGUCGUCAUUGGUGAAAUUUGUAUUGGUAAAGUUCAUCCUCCAAAGGAAGUGAAUAUUGGACCUUCUGUUGAGGACCGCACGUUUGUAGCUCUUAUGGACGCAGAGUUCCACAAAGACACUGAUGGUUUUUGGUCCGCACCAUUACCUUUCAAGGAGUCAAAACUAGUGAUACCUAACAAUUAUUCACAGGCCUGGAAACGUGCUUUGAUCCUCAACACAAGUUUAAAGAAAGAUCAUCACAAACGACAAAACUUCUUAGCAUUCAUGUCAAAAGUCUUAGCUAGUGGGGCAGCAGAAGUUGCUCCUUCCGACAUACCUGGGGAAUGCUGGUAUUUACCCAUUUUUGGGGUGUAUAAUUCGAAAAAACCGGAUCAAAUCCGAGGAGUAUUCGACUCGUCGGCUGUGUUUCAUGACGUUUCAUUGAACAGUGUGUUAAUGUCUGGACCAGACUUAACAAACAACCUUGUUGGAAUCCUCAUGCGUUUCCGUGAAAAUGCAAUUGCUAUCAGUGGUGACAUUCAGCAAAUGUUUUAUGCAUUUCCUGUUCAUGAGGAUCAUCGUGAUUACCUCAGAUUCUUUUGGUACGAGGAUAACAACUUUGUAAAACCUUUAAUACAAUACCGAAUGAAAGCUCACGUUUUCGGUAACACACCAUCUCCAGCUGUUGCCACCUAUGGACUUCGAAAAUCAGUAUCUGUUGGUGACGAUGAUGUUCGUAAAUUUGUUUACAACAACUUUUACGUCGAUGAUGGACUGACGUCGCUUGCUACAGAAUCAGAAGCAAUCAACCUGAUGAGAAAAACACAAGCAACACUGAAAAACAACGGAAACAUUCGUCUCCACAAAAUCGCUUCAAACAGUGUGAAUGUGAUGAAAUCAUUUCCUAUAGAUGACCUAGGAAGCGAUUUGAAGGAACUAAAUCAUUGUGCAGACAUAUGCAACUUACCUGUACAACACAGUUUAGGAAUGCAGUGGGACUUAAACUGUGAUAUGUUUGUGUUCAAAAUCUCUAAUGCUGAAAAACCUUACACCCGCAGAGGCCUUCUAUCGACAAUGAACAGUAUCUUUAAUCCAAUGGGAUUUAUGUCUCCAGUCACUAUCAGUGGAAAAAUUCUACACCGUGAACUUGUAUCUCCUGGAUGUCACUGGGAUGAACCACUUACGGAGGAACAUUUGAGAAGAUGGCGAAUCUGGAUUGAUUCAUUACAAUUUGUUAAUAACUUCAGAGUUCCCCGAAUGAUUGUAGCCACUUCCAUUUCUUUGGCUCAUCAAGUGGAUGUUCAUGUCUUUUCAGACGCGUCAGAACAUGCGAUAGCUGCGGUGGCAUAUCUUCAAGUGACAGAUGAAUUUGGAGAAACUUCUCUUGGAUUUCUAAUGGGAAAAUCUAAACUGGCACCUCUGAAAGGUCACACAAUACCGAGACUCGAACUGUGCGCAGCAGUUCUCGCCACAGAGUUAGGAGAAGCAUCUCAUCUCCGUCUCAGUGGUCUUACGUCUCAACUGACAAAAAUCCAGCUGAUGUUGCAACAAGAUAUUCACAUACAGCAAUUACUACGUCUCUACAGCGCUGGAUCUCAAUGGUUGAAAACUGGACCUCAAUGGUUGAAAAAUUCUUCGGAUAUGAUCAAAACUGUCUAUCGUCUCAUCAAUCUUGAAACUGACAAAGAAAUCCGCCAAAAUGUUAUUUCUAGCAAAACUCAAAUUACAACUGAGAUCGUCUUUGACUCCCGUCGUUUUGCUAGAUUCUCGACCUGGAAAAAUCUCGUUGUGGCUUUUAAGACUUUGAAACGUUUUGUCAGAGAUACAUUUCAAGUGACCAGUAAAAGUGAAGACGAACCAGAUAUCUACAGAGAAACUGAAAUGUUCAUCAUUAAACAAAUUCAACAGGAGUCGUACACUAAGGAAAUAGAAAACCUGAAUAGUGGCCAACCAAUUCCCAGAAACAGCAAAGUGUCACGACUUGACCCAUUCCUUGAUUCAUUCGGAGUUCUGCGUGUUGGAGGGAGACUUAAACUAAGUCCUGAAUUAUCUCUGGGAGAGAAGAAUCCAAUCCUCAUUCCAAAUCAAAACUACAUUGCAAAACUCCUCGUACUCCACUUCCAUGAAGUUAUUCGUCAUCAAGGACGCCAUCUAACCACCGGGGCCAUCAGAGCAGCAGGAUAUUGGAUAACGGGCUGUAAAAGACUUGUAUAUUCCAUUCUAUCCAAUUGUGUAAAGUGUCGUCGACUUCGUGGUAGCCUUGCUUCACAAAGGAUGGCAGACCUACCUGAGGAACGACUUACCCCUUGUCCUCCAUUUACCUACGUUGGUGUCGACUGUUUUGGACCUUGGGAUGUUGUCACGCGUCGAACACGUGGUGGUUCUGCGAACUCUAAACGAUGGGCCGUAUUGUUUGAGUGUUUAUCAUGUCGUGGUGUCCACAUAGAAGUAAUUGAGGAGAUGACUACUUCGUCAUUCAUCAACGCCUUACGUCGCUUUACAUCUAUUAGAGGAAAAAUGAAAGAGUUUUAUUCAGACAGAGGGACAAAUUUCAUUGGUGGAACUCGUGAACUUGGAAUAAACGCUGUUUUUGUAGAAGACCCCUCGAUAAAAUCCUUCUUACAGUUGCAAGGAGCAGUUUGGAAAUUUAACACUCCGUUCUCUUCUCACAUGGGAGGCGCUUGGGAGCGCUUAAUUGGUGUAAUCAGACGAAUCAUUGAUUCAAUCUUACUGGAUUCUAAGCACACAAGAAUUACCCAUGAAGUCCUUAGCACGUUUAUGGCUGAAGCGACAGCGAUAGUCAACGCCCGUCCACUGGUACCUGUAUCCACCGACCCUGAAGCACCUUGCGUUUUGUCUCCAGCUGUUUUACUUACUCAAAAAACCGUUGAUUCAAACGAGGAUUUUAAAAAUCUCAGUGUCAGCGAAGUUUAUAACAUUCAAUGGAAAUUUGUUCAGUCUCUAGCGGAGACAUUUUGGUGUCGUUGGAAAAAUGAAUACCUGCAGAGUCUACAAGUGCGACGAAAAUGGAAAUACACUCGAGAUAACAUCCAAGUUGGUGAUGUCGUUCUUUUGAAGGACAGUGAUGCACAUCGUAACCAAUGGCCGACAGGACUUGUUGAAAGAGUGUUUCCUAGCAAAGAUGGACUUGUGCGCAAACUUGAAGUUCGUGUUAUCAAAGAUGGACAGUCGCGUAUAUAUGUGCGUCCAAUUUCUGAAAUUAUAUUUUUGUGUCAUUCCAUUUAA
This is a messenger RNA of Magallana angulata, 4401 nucleotides long. RefSeq lists its product as uncharacterized. NCBI's taxonomy places the organism in Eukaryota, Metazoa, Mollusca, Bivalvia, Ostreida, Ostreidae. Gene Ontology annotation, molecular function: nucleic acid binding. The coding region runs from base 1 to 4401 and encodes 1466 amino acids. The record is from RefSeq and is a predicted model, not a curated record. Gene Ontology annotation, biological process: DNA integration. The transcript has 5 exons.